GGAACGGUCUAAUGCGCUGCUUUUAGCGCUAGCCGAAAUCCGCUAAAUAUAAGCCAGCUUAUGUUGACCAUUGUAUGUCAAGUCAGCCCGCGGCUAUAAAAGUCACAAUCAUCUGUCAAGAUUUUCCCAAACCAUCUUGAGACCGUGCACUUUCCUGAAAGCCAACAAUAAUGAGAGCCUUCGUGAUAUCAACUUUUUUCUUCAUGGCUAUCGUUGCUGCAGCUUAUGGUGCGGCAAUGUUUGAAAUGGGUAAGUAAAUCACAUACAAACAAAGAAAGAGCACACCAGACUAAGUCAACAAUAAACUUCAGACUAAGACAACAAGAAAAUUCAGACUAAGACUCAAAGAGACACUGCACUAAGACACCAAGAAACAUCCGACUAAGGCACCAAGAAACAUCCGACUAAGACACAAGGAAACUCCAGACUAAGACACCAAGAAACUCCAGACUAAGACACCAAGAAACUCCAGACUAAGACACCAAGAAACUCCAGACUAAGACACCAAGAAACUCCAGACUAAGACACCAAGAAACUCCAGACUAAGACACCAAGAAACUCCAGACUCACCAAGAAACACCAGACUAAGACACCAAGAAACAACAGACUAAGACACCAAGAAACACCAGACUAAGACACCAAGAAACACCAGACUAAGACUACAAGAAACUCCAGACUAAGAAUUACAAAAAAAAAAAAAAAUCAGACUAAGCCAAAAAGAAACAUCAUAUGAAGACACCAAGUAACAUAAGACUAAGAGACCAAGAAACACCCGACAAAGACACCUAGAAACAUUUCACUAAGAUGCCAAGAAACUCCAGACUAAGACACCAAGAAACACCAGACAAAGACAAGAAACACCAGAAAAAGACCCAAAAAAACCCACUAGACUAAGACACCAAGAAACUCCAUACUACGACACCAAGAAACACCAGACUGAAACAACAAGAAACACUAGACCAAGACAACAAGAAACACUAGACCAAGACAACAAGAAACACUAGACCAAGACAACAAGAAACACUAGACCAAGACAACAAGAAACACUAGACCAAGACAACAAGAAGCCCCAGGCUGAGAAAAACAAGUCUAACACAAUUAGAGACAUCAGAAUAAGACAACAAGAAGCACCAGACUGACAAAAAAAUCCAGACUGAGAAGUACUAGAAUAAGACAACAGGAGACAUCAGACUAAGACAACAAGAAACACCCGACUAAGACAACACGAUAACUCAUACUAAUACACAAAGAAACACUAGACCAAGACAAUAAAAAACAACAUCAGACUAAGACAAUAAGAAACAUCACACUAAGAAUUGCGAGACGAACACUUCUAGAGACACCAGACUAAGACACCAAGAAACACUAGACUAAGACAACAAGAAACAUCAGACUAAGACAUCAGACUAAGACGCCAAGAAACAUCAGACUGAGACAUCAAGAAACUAGUUUUUCGGUGGACCAGAUUUCAUGUUUAUUUUCAUAUAUAAAAUUUUGCUUAAGUUGAUACUUAAUAAUACAAAAAAUCACAGGCUCGAAACUUUUACUUCCAUGUCAUAAACCUGACCACCUACUCUCUACACCAACAAGUCGGAAAUCACAUUUACAAAAUAAAAUACUGUAGAAGUUUAACUGAAAUAUUUCAAGGGCAGAUAACUUUCAGUCUAUUCAGUCUUUCUAGUCUUUCAACUAUUUCAAUGUAAAAUUAUUAAGUAAAGUAAAUGAUCUAGAUAAGAGAUAAUCUAGUAAGGCGAUGAUCUAGUCAGAAGAUGCUCUAGUCAGGAGAUGAUCUAGUCAGGAGAUGAUCUAGUCAGAAGAUGCUCUAGUCAGGAGAUGAUCUAGUCAGAAGAUGCUCUAGUCAGGAGAUGAUCUAGUCAGGAGAUGAUCUAGUCAGGAGAUGAUCUAGUCAGGAGAUGAUCUAGUCAGGAGAUGAUGUAGUCAGGAGAUGAUCUAGUUAGGAGAUGACAUAGUCAGGAGAUGAUCUUCUCAGGAGAUGAUAUGUCAGGAGAUGAUCUAGUCAGGAGAUGAUCUAGUCAGGAGAUGAAACAUGUUCAGUAUUUAUUCUCUCUCAUUACACCCAUCUUACAGUAUACCCCAUCUUACACUUUACCUCAUCUCAGCAUAUCAUCUCAGUUCAUCUCAGAUUAAAGAUUGCCUCGUACUUGAGUAUGCUUCACAUCUAGAACACACUCUAGCUCACGCUAUAAGUUAUAUCGUAGUGUACCAUAUGUCACAAUGCUGCUCAUCUCACAGUAUACUUUAUCUGGUGUCAUUCCUCUUGUUGUCCUCUCGGAUACAAAACUUCAGCUAAGUGGUAUUAUUAUUUAAUUCCUUUUUUACCGUUAUUUAUUCGCCGGUGAAGGCUUCGUGUCGAAACGUUCGUUUUUUUUUUUGUUUUUUGUUUUGUUUUUUUUGGUUUUUUUUAAAAUUCAGUUUGCUUUCUUUCAAUUUAGGUUAUCCCACAUUUUGCUUCGCUCAAUACUAUACACAGUUCGCACAGUAUAAGAUAACUUAAUAUAAAAUCUAAGCUGAUAGUUAACUUAAUUGUCCUGCUGCCUAGCAGUUAUAUAUUAAGGGCCUUUUCUAGAUGUUUAACUGUGUUAAACCCCACCCCUAUACGAGAUUUGAAGUAUCCCACCCAUCCCGUUUACUACCAUCAGCCCCCUCCCCCCUAGGUCAUCCAGGCUCGAAGAAUUCAUUCAUUGGAUAUAAAAUAACUUCAGCUAUGUCUCAGAAGGGAUGAGAACUAUGAAUGCCCUUUGACUUGAAUGUGUUGUUCAGUGAGCCACAAUUCUAAAGAUUCAAGUGUAGUUCCAUAGGUUAAAUCGGAUCAACUAUUUCCACGUCAGCAGCAAAUGGGACCUGGAAAGAGCUGUAUGUCCUGUUCAUGGAGAUUGGUUCAUUUGCUGUAUGUCCUGUUCAUGGAGAUUGGUUCAUUUGCUGUAUGUCCUGUUCAUGGAGAUUGGUUCAUUUGCUGUAUGUCCUGUUCAUGGAGAUUGGUUCAUUUGCUGUAUGUCCUGUUCAUGGAGAUUGGUUCAUUUGCUGUAUGUCCUGUUCAUGGAGAUUGGUUCAUUUGCUGUAUGUCCUGUUCAUGGAGAUUGGUUCAUUUGCUGUAUGUCCUGUUCAUGGAGAUUGGUUCAUUUGCUGUAUGUCCUGUUCAUGGAGAUUGGUUCAUUUGCUGUAUGUCCUGUUCAUGGAGAUUGGUUCAUUUGCUGUAUGUCCUGUUCAUGGAGAUUGGUUCAUUUGCUGUAUGUCCUGUUCAUGGAGAUUGGUUCAUUUGCUGUAUGUCCUGUUCAUGGAGAUUGGUUCAUUUGCUGUAUGUCCUGUUCAUGGAGAUUGGUUCAUUUGCUGUAUGUCCUGUUCAUGGAGAUUGGUUCAUUUGCUGUAUGUCCUGUUCAUGGAGAUUGGUUCAUUUGCUGUAUGUCCUGUUCAUGGAGAUUGGUUCAUUUGCUGUAUGUCCUGUUCAUGGAGAUUGGUUCAUUUGCUGUAUGUCCUGUUCAUGGAGAUUGGUUCAUUUGCUGUAUGUCCUGUUCAUGGAGAUUGGUUCAUUUGCUGUAUGUCCUGUUCAUGGAGAUUGGUUCAUUUGCUGUAUGUCCUGUUCAUGGAGAUUGGUUCAUUUGCUGUAUGUCCUGUUCAUGGAGAUUGGUUCAUUUGCUGUAUGUCCUGUUCAUGGAGAUUGGUUCAUUUGCUGUAUGUCCUGUUCAUGGAGAUUGGUUCAUUUGCUGUAUGUCCUGUUCAUGGAGAUUGGUUCAUUUGCUGUAUGUCCUGUUCAUGGAGAUUGGUUCAUUUGCUGUAUGUCCUGUUCAUGGAGAUUGGUUCAUUUUUUUAUAUUUUAUUUCGGAGUGGGGGGAUUGUGCAACUCCUGUUUUAUUUUUUUUUCAAACUCCAAGUUUUGAAUUGUGAGGAGAGGGUCCAAUUUUUCCUCCUUUUCCCCUUAUUUGAAAUGCUUUCACAUUUAAAUACAUAUGAGAGAUGAGAUUCUCAUGACCUUGAAGUUGUACAUUACACGCAACGGAGACUCAAAUGACAAACGUCCACUGGCUUGAGUAAACGCAGACGGAAAAAUCCAAUGUAUGAGUCGUAAUAUCAGCUUUAUGAUACCAGCUCCACGAUACCAACUAAAAAAUACCAGCUCCACGAUACCAGCUCCACGAUACCAACUAUAAAAUACCAGCUCCACGAUACCAACUAAAAAAUGCCAGCUCCACGAUACCAACUAAAAAAUACCAGCUCCACGAUACCAGCUCCACGAUACCAACUAAAAAAUACCAGCUCCACAAUACCAGCUCCAUAACUAAAAAAUGCCAGCUCCACGAUACCAACUAAAAAAUACCAGCUCCACGAUACCAGCUCCACGAUACCAACUAAAAAAUACCAGCUCCACAAUACCAGCUCCACGAUACCAACUAAAAAAUGCCAGCUCCACGAUACCAACUAAAAAAUACCAGCUCCACAAUACCAGCUCCACGAUACCAACUAAAAAAUGCCAGCUCCACGAUACCAACUAAAAAAUACCAGCUCCACGAUACCAACUAAAACAUACCAGCUCCACGAUACCAACUAAAAAAUACCAGCUCCACGAUACCAACUAAAAAAUACCAGCUCUACGAUUACAUGUCUACGAUGCCGAACUUCAUGAUAACGUAAACUCUUCAUCCACAACACCAUGUCCGUUAUUCACCUCCACAAUUCCAUCGCCACAAAAUUACCGACACGAUACCAUCUCCGCAAUACCAGUUCCACGACAAAGCUCCACAUUCCAAGCUCAGCGAUACCAGAUCCACGAUGUCACCCCUUAGACCGAAAAUGUUCGUAGAUGAACCUAUGCUAGUGCAUACAUUCCUUUUGAUAUUGUUUCUAUGCUAUUACUCUGUUUAUGUGAAGCAUUUUUAUUCGUCUUUCGCUUCGACAUUUAAACUUCAUUUUUGAAAAGAAAAAUUAACACGUGAACCAAACCAUGGUCUUGAAAAAAAAAAAAUAAUAAUAAUUAAAGUCAUAGUUGUCUUUUGACAAAUUAAACACGUAUAAAGAGAAGUCACUGUAAUCAGCUAUUUCAUCUCCUUGUUUCAUUGUAAUUAUAAUAAUUAAAGGACUGCUUUCAAUGUAUUAAACGUCCUAAUCUUUUUGUCCUGUUCUCUAAUUCAAGCUUGCACAUACCUCGUUUUGCUAUUUCAUUCAUUCUAAUUAGCAAUUUCAUUAAAUCUUAAUAUCAUUGUAUGUAAAUUGAAUUAUUCACGGUCUAGACAUAUGAAUGAAUUGUGAAACAGUUGACGGUCUAAAUGAAGAUGUAUCCUAUUGUCUCAGUCUUGGGACGCUAUGAGGCCUCUAAAUACUUGAUCAAAAUACAAAUUUGCUUACGGCCUGAGUCUCCAAACCAACAUGAAAUGGCUUGGAUUUGAUCUCUGGUCUACCGCUUCCUUCUUUUAUGUCUAGCAGUUCCCGAAAACUAAGCUCUUAAGUUUUGAUUUGUUUUGAUGAGUUGUUAUAAUGUUGGACAACGUCAGCAAAUGUUUUUUAUGUUCACAACAUUCAAAAUUUCAAAAUGUUUAAAUCAUAAAUUAAAUGAGCGUCCCCACCCCUCCAUUCCCCACUCCUCAUUCCUGUCUGUUCCAGGUGAGUGUCCAGACGGUCAUGUUAACGGAGAUUCGUGGGAACUUCCUGGAUGUCAAGGUUGUGAUUGUGGUGACGGAUGGUAUGGUUGUUACGGGUUAGUUAUUAUUAUUUUUUUUUUUUUUUUUUUUUUUAUUAUUAUUAUUUUUUUUUUUUUUUUUUUUUUUUACUGUGUUUGGCGUUAUGGAAAGUGUCACCAGGGGCGAAGCCGCCUAACAAAAAGGUACGCCGCUGGAGAUACCUACUGCCAAAGGUCCUGGUAAUAACACUAAUCACGGAAUGUCUAGCAAUGUGAGACUUCAAUCUAUCACUUCCCCAGGUCUCCACUCUUUAACUCCUAACUAUGACUUGAUCUAUAAGUUGAUCUAUGAAUUUAUCUAUAACUUUAUCAAAUAUAUAAAUAUAUAUAUGUUUAUCUAUAUGGUUUUAUAAUUUUAUGUAUGGCUUGAUCCAAACUUUAUCUAUAACUUAUCUAAACUUUUUAUAUGACCUUUUCUUUGCCUUUAUCUAUAACUUCUAGGACGUUAUCUAUAGCUUUAUCUAGGACGUUAUAUAUAACCUUAUCCAGAACAUUAUAACUUUAUAUAUAACUUUACCUAAAGCUCUAAGAUAAAAAUACACAGCAUUAACAGCAAUUCAACUGGAAAAUUGCUCUUGACUUUUGCUCCAGACAGCGAUAAACGUCCGCUAAAAUGCAAUAUUUAUCCUCACAGAUGUGGUUUAAUGGCUUUCUAUUACGACACGUAUUCAUGCUACGUCCAGGACAACUUAGACAAAGGCUACCCCCAAUGCUGUAAACAAGAAUUAAUUUGUAAAGGUGAUGAGGGUUUUGAUGAGUCCAAACUGCGACCAGAUCCAGAGCAGAUCAGAGAUCUGCCAGUAGAAGUCGAGGAACUCAAUACCAUUGAUGACCCCAUACUCGUCGUGGACCCCGAUGAGUCUGUAGAGUGACUCGCAAUCCCCGAGGAAGUCACUGCCAUUCCCCAUGUUACUGCAUACGAUCAUGGUUUAGAUGGAAAUUAACCUAUAUUGGAUUCUAAUAAAAAGAUUCCCGUUCCAUGAAAAUGAAAUCAAUAUUUAUUUAGAUCUUAACAUUAAAAAAAAAAUUGGAUUCCUGGUUUCUUAUUUGUUCAUUAAAAGAAAUGUGUACACAUAUUUAGAAAUUGUUUCUACAGAUAUUUUAAAAACAUAUUUUUCUUGCAUGCUGCCUCGUUUGUGCACUUAGCAUUAUUUUUGUUUUUGGUCAAAGUCAUAAUGGGGCUUUUUGUUGUUUUAAAUGUCAUAAUGUUAUAAUUAUUGGACACCAGUUUAAUUUUAAAAAAAUUAACAUAACAUUACUGAUAUAUCAAUCCGCAUUACUGAUAAACCAUUCACUGAACGGAAUAAGUCAAUUCUAUACGUUAUAGACAUUGCUAUACAGUAUAGACAUUGCUAGACAUUAGAGUCGUUUCUAUACAUUAUAGAAGUUGCUAUACAUUAUCGACAUUGCUAUAAAUUAUAGACAUUGCCAUACAUUAGAGACAUUGCUAAAAAUUAUAGACAUGCUAUACAUUAUAUACAGUGUUAUACAUUAUAGACAUUGCUAUAUAUUAAAGACAUUGCUAUACAUUAUAGACAAUGCCAUACAUUAUAGACAAUACUAUCAAUUGUCCAAGGAAAAUGGGAUUCCUUUACAUCACGUCACCUAAAAGUAACACAUUUCUUCCUGUUCUUGUGGUCAACCUGAGAUUUUCGAGAUCGUAUAUUUUGUGCUUGGUUUCUACCAUUUCCGUUUCUGACAAAUUUUACAUUCCUUCUUUUUAUAUUAUCAAUGC
Lymnaea stagnalis (great pond snail) is the source of this 7424-nucleotide messenger RNA. NCBI's taxonomy places the organism in Eukaryota, Metazoa, Mollusca, Gastropoda, Lymnaeidae. The record is from the annotation of a GenBank genome assembly.